GCGCUGGAUGUGUACUCGAGAAACUCUAUAAAUCCGAUCCUGGAGAAACUCCAGUGGACAUGAGAAGGUAUUCAGAAACCGUGAGUUGAUCAGAACUUCAGAAGCAAUGAGUUACCUGCUCAAGACCAAGAGGGAGAGGGAACCAACCCUGCAGGAACAUGCCUCGGAAGAACAAGCAAAGAUAAAUAAGGUACAGGAAUUUCUGGGUGAGCUGCCGACAGAGAUGCCGGACUUCUUGUCGGACGCCACCAUCCGCCGCUUCCUCCAUGCAAGAAAUUGGAGCGUGGUUCAGGCCACCAAGUCUCUGAAAGAAGCUGUUAAAUGGAGGCGUCAGUACAAGCCAGAAAAAAUCUGUUGGGAAGACAUUGCUGAACGGGAGAAUGAGGUGAAGAGGGCGUAUAUAACUGACUACCUUGACAAAAAUGGGCGUACUGUGUUGGUAGCACGGCCGUCAGUAAAGAGCAUAACUUCAGCGAAGGAACAGAUCAAACAACUAGUGUACAACCUGGAAAAUUUGACCAUGAGCUCAGAGAAUAAUGCACCAGAAAAUGUUGUUUGGGUAAUGGACUUCCAAGGAUGGACACUAUCAAGUACGCCAUGGGCAAUAGCCCGUCAAUCUCUGGACAUAAUUCAGAACUAUUAUCCGGGGUUGGUAGCUGUUGCAAUUCUUUGCAACCCACCAAAGAUAUUCGAAUCUUUUUGGAAGAUAAUGAGUUACUUCAUCGAGCCCGAACUGAAAGAUAAAGUGAGAUUUGUGUACUCUAACAACUCUGAGAGCCUGAGAAUAAUGACUGACAUGUUUGACCCAGACAAGUUAGAGUCUGCAUUUGGCGGACGAAAUACGUGGGGCAUCGACAUUGUCGAGUAUUCUGAGAGAAUGCGAAGAAGAGAUCAGGUCAGGGGAGCUUCGACAAAUGCAAAUGGAAAUGCCAUUUCUACCUGACCAUAGCAGGAUUCAUCUUGCUAAGUGUAUAUGAACUCCACUGUAACCAGCAAAGACGACAUACGGAGAAGGGAUUAGAGCCUUAUAUUACUUCAUAAGCUGAGCACUGAACACAAGUGUUCUCAUAAAUUAAUAAGCUCGAUCGCCAUAAAAGGAUAGGAGGUUAAUCAUUAUGUUAUAGAUACCAGAAUGACUGAGAUGUAAAGCAGAUUAGAUCAUGAGGUCCUAUAGAAUCAGAUGCCAUGUGGAUUCAUGAGUCACUGUAUUGUAGUAGGUGAUAUGAUGUCGAUAUAAGGCUAGUACAUAAAACUGGAGGUGGAAGAGAGACUAGGUGACAUGUAUGGAAAUGAUGGUGAAAUGCGGUAACAAAUCAUGAACAAGGAGGCGAGCUAAUAUGGAUUUAAGUGAGAAAUACAUGCUUUAAAAAGUGUUCAGGAUGGUUCAGGGGAACCAGGAUUUGAAAAAGAUAUGGAUCAUCUGGAGGUGCAAACGGCAUGGUUACGAAAUAUUUUUCUUCCUAUAUGGAAUCAUCAUUACAUUGUAGAUUUGUAAAGAUCCCUAUAACUUUCA
Molecule: messenger RNA, 1513 nt
Organism: Panicum virgatum (switchgrass)
Lineage: Eukaryota; Viridiplantae; Streptophyta; Magnoliopsida; Poales; Poaceae
Product: phosphatidylinositol transfer protein 3-like
Exons: 5
Coding region: 107-943 (278 amino acids)
Molecular function (GO): phosphatidylinositol transfer activity
Source: RefSeq, a predicted model, not a curated record